Messenger RNA from Cotesia glomerata, 2112 nucleotides. Its product is annotated as hybrid signal transduction histidine kinase M-like. The record is from RefSeq and is a predicted model, not a curated record. NCBI's taxonomy places the organism in Eukaryota, Metazoa, Arthropoda, Insecta, Hymenoptera, Braconidae. Bases 66 to 1955 code for a protein of 629 amino acids. The transcript has 3 exons.
CUUUAUUUCCCCAGUUCCCAAAUUUGUCUUUAAUGACAAAUUUAGCUAUAAAUUAUGGCUAAAUUAUGGAGUUUCCUUUGUGGAGCAAUGUUUGUAUACCGCAUUCUGAUCUACGAGGAUCAUCAAGCUAUAUAGAAGAAAACUUUAAAGAUUUGAAGAUGGCCUUAAAACGUCAGGUGCCUUUGCUAACGGAUGUAUACACUUUUGUAAAAUUACAUCUUGAUUAUCUGAUUGGAGGAGUAAGAUUACUGAGAUCAAAAGUAACAAAAUUUAUUGCCGACAACCUGCAUAAUCCUGAUAAAAGUCAUACAGAUAUCUUUAAUUGCAACUUAAGUGAGAUACAAAAAGAAACCAAAGAAGAAAAAAAUGGUGCGUUAGACCAGGUAGUUGAGACAGACGCAGUUACUCCUGAUAUUGAUGAAGAUCUGACUAAUUCAAAUGUAAAUUUGUGUGGAAACAAUAUUAAUAUUCCUACGAAUACUAAAAAAAGAGCAGCUGAUAGAUUAGAUUAUAAUUUGAGUAAUAUAACUGACAAAAAAAAUAAAAAAGAUCCACUAGAAAAUUGGAAGGGCAAAGCUAAAAAUAACAAGUUAAAUGACUCUAAUUGGGUAAACACCGGAACGUGUGAUCUUGGUGAUACUUCGUCGGGAUCGGAAACAAAUUAUGAUUUCGUUGACAAUAAUGAUGGAUUUCCUGUUGAUCACACUCUUCCUAGCGGAAUAGAGGUAAAUUAUGAUAACGUACAUAACAAUGAUAAAAAAAAUUAUGAAUCAAAUGAUGAUAAUAAUAUUAAAAAUAACACUUCUGAUAGCGAGAUGCUAAGCGUUGAUAACAUUUCUGUGCUUAAUAUGAAAGUAUCAGAUCUACACGACCACAACUACAGUUUUAAAACAAGCACUCCUAUAGAUCACAAAAAAGAAAAUAUACCGUUGUCAGCUGCUGUUGAUCAAGUUGCUAGAAAAAACAUAAAUUCUGGUAAAUAUUUUAAUGAGUGUUUAGAAAUUAAAUUAUUUAAUAAUUUAGUUAAUUUACCAAAAAAUUCAGAAAAAAAAUCUGAAAAAAAGAAAAAAUUCUUGCUAUACAAUGGUUUUAAAUGUGGCCCUGUACUAUAUAAAGGAUGCAACUGGUUACUUCAAAACACUUGUCCUUUUGACACCGUUGUACACAUGCUUUUUGAAUGUGCUCUUCAGGACAAUAAUUUCUUAGAAUCAAGUAAAAAUUCAAAAAAUUCUGUUUUUAAAUUUUUGAUUGAGUUUAAAAAUUAUGGUGCAACUAAGGAUAUUUAUCAAAAGAGAUUUGACAUUUUAUAUCCUAUCUACAAAAAAACGGAAAAAGUUCAAGGACAAAUUAAAAAUAAAAAUUGUGAUGCUACACCCAUAUCACGAACGUUCUUUUGUCAAGAUAAUAUAAGUGCUUUUUGGACUCGACUUUUUGCAGACGAACCGAGUGUAUUUGAAAAGAAUUAUUGCCCGACUUUAAAUUGUAAAAAUAAUAACAUGAAAAACGUAGUUCUUUUCCCUACAGAUUACAAAACUCUCAGUCAGCGUGGGUUUGGUUCACUACAAAAAACCUUAGAUUUUGAUAGUGUUAUUUAUAAUAUGCACUGUAACUACUGUAAUGGGAAUAGCAGAAUACGCCGACGAAGUCCUAAUUUCAUGAUAUAUAUUGAAUUGGAUAUUAAAACAAGACAACAAAAAGAGGGUCAAGAAUGCAAGUUACGAGAGCUUCCAGUUUAUUUAACGGUACCGGUCACUAAUGAAGAUGGUAGUAGCCAGGAUCUUCGUUAUCGAUUGUGCGCAGUAGCAGGAUAUUCAUCUGCUCAUUACAUCGCUUAUUGCAGAAGAGCCUCUGGACGAUGGGUAUCUUAUAAUGAUCUUAUGAAAAAGGCUGAACCAACAGCUGAUAGCCAUAAAGUGUUACCCCAUGGUGCUCUUUACAUUAAAAAUAUACAAUGAAUUCUUUUCUUUGCAAUCUAUGAUAGUAAUAUACUAUAGACUGAUAAUUCGUAGGAUUUUAUAAAUGUUCUAUUUUUUUUUAUAACAAAUCUAAUAUAUUUUUUAAUUGCAUGCUUCAAAUAAUGAAAAACUACCAUAAAGUAAAAAGUAAUAGCUU